Harpegnathos saltator (Jerdon's jumping ant) is the source of this 3522-nucleotide messenger RNA. Its product is annotated as ankyrin repeat domain-containing protein 13D. Bases 366 to 2264 code for a protein of 632 amino acids. Gene Ontology annotation, molecular function: protein binding. Lineage: Eukaryota; Metazoa; Arthropoda; Insecta; Hymenoptera; Formicidae. Gene Ontology annotation, cellular component: cytoplasm. The record is from RefSeq and is a predicted model, not a curated record. The transcript is spliced from 14 exons.
AAAAAAGAACGAACUACAUAAAACCUUUUUCAGUAUGAACUCGUUCGAAUAUGAAGUCGUGAAAAGUGGGCAUUUUCAAAUGCUUCCAAGUUAGAAGUUCCACUUUCAAGGGAUUCACGCUAAAGUCGAAGAUUCAUGAUCAACUUCCAGGAUACGGUCCUCAAUCUUCUUUCCUCGUAACUGCCUGACCUUCGAAUCUCACACACGCAGCAUGCCACCUAAGCAUCGCACAUUCAACGACCAAUAGUCGUCACUCGCUUAAUAUCAUGUAUCUUGCUGUCAAAAUUUCGUAUUGUGCAUUUGGUGCAUCGUGGUAUUUGUCACAAUAAGCGUGUUGUAUGUGACGUCAAGCAAAUUUAGUAGAAAUGGUGAAUAUAGAUACUAUACGAAAGAAUUAUCCACUGCACUGGCUCGUUUGGCAUAACAGCUAUGUAGAACUUGACAAGGAACUAUCCACAAAUCAGCAUGAUAUAGAAAAACAUGACAAUCGUGGGAGGACACCUUUAAUGUUGGCAGUAACUUUGGGUCAUACAGAUUCUACUACAGUACUAUUACAUCAUGAAGCCAAUGUUAAUACAGAGAAUACUCAGGGAUGGAGUGUUGUUCAAGAAGCAGUUGGUACAGGGAAUCCUGAAUUACUACAAAUAGUGCUAGCUCGACGAGAUUAUCAGAGGUACUGCAAUCGAGUGGCUGGCAUACCAGAAUUGCUUCAUAAGCUUAAGCAGGCACCAGAUUUUUAUGUAGAAAUGAAGUGGGAGUUCACAAGUUGGGUUCCUCUCGCAUCUCGGAUGUGUCCAAGUGAUACCUAUAAAGUUUACAAACAAGGUAGUAAUGUGAGGAUUGACACUACUCUAUUAGGUUUUGAUCAUGCAAAUUGGCAACGUGGAAAUCGUAGUUAUGUCUUCAAAGGGCAAACUGCAUCAAAUCCACCUGUGGCAAUUAGAUGUGAACGCAGUUAUGUGUUCAGCAUGGGUGGCCAUCAUACAGAUGAUGGAGCAACAAUGAUGGAAGUAGAUCAUGAGACAAGAAAAGUGUAUGUUGAACAUAUGAAACUUAUAGGAGAUGAUAAUAUACAAUUAAUGGAACCUUCUGAAGAAGGCGUGAUAGCUCGUUUAACCAAUCCUAUAGUUACGACAUACAUAGAUACCGAUAAAAUUAGUUUCGAACGCAAUAAAGCAGGUCUAUGGGGAUGGCGUUCUGAUAAAAGUGAGAUGAUAAAUGGUCAUGAAUGUAAAGUCUUUAGUGCGAGUAACGUGGAAUUAAUAACUAAAACUCGACUAGAGCAUCUAUCCGAAGCAGAUAAAGCAAGGGCUCGAGCACCAAGAACACCUUUACAGUCCUUUCUUGGUAUUGCAGAGCAGCAGCAAGAUAACUGCAGUGCUAUUGUCACUAGUGAAGAAUAUAAUAACAUAGGUAACCCUUCCAACAUCACUGCUGAAGAAUAUUUUGAUUCAGACGUUGAUUUAAAUGGGAGAGACAUAGGUAGACCAAAGGAAGUUAAUACAAAAAUACAGAAAUUUAAGGCAACUUUGUGGUUGAGUGAAGAAUAUCCCUUAAGCCUUCAAGAGCAGAUCAUGCCAAUUGUAGAUUUGAUGGCUAUAUCUAGUUCACAUUUUGCUAAGUUAAAGGAUUUCAUCCAAAUGCAACUUCCAGCCGGUUUUCCCGUUAAAAUUGAAAUUCCAUUAUUUCAUAUUCUCAACGCAAGGAUAACUUUUGGAAAUAUAUUCGGCUUAGAUCAAGAAGUGUCCCAUGUUGGUCACUUGCAAGAAACUAAUCGUAUAACAUGUUUAGUUGACGAUAUCUGUUUCGAAGUUCCCAGUGGAUAUGUUAAAUUAGGUGCAGAAGUUAGAACUCAAUUUAGUAUCGAAGAAGAGGACGAUUUACUACAGUUCGCAAUUCAGCAAAGUCUUUUGGAAGCUGGCAGCGAACGUGAUGAGGUUGAUAUAUGGGAAGCGUUGAAAGCUCAAAAGCCAUCCAGACCAACUACACCUAAUAUGAGCUCUGAGGAAGAAAGACAGCUUCAGAGAGCAAUUCAAGCUAGCUUAGUUCUAUAUCAAGAAACUACAGCAGGAUCAGCUGAAAGUACUGCAGAUUCAGCCACUGUAAAUGAGAACGAAGAUAGUGAUUCUCUUGAGGGCGCAACAGAACAAUUAAGAUUAGCGUUAAAACUUUCCGAACAGCAACAAAUAGAAGAAGAACAACGGCGAUUGCUAGAGGAGGAAACGUUCCGCCAAGUAUUGGAACUGUCUUUGACGGACAAGUAAACUUCCAUUAGAAAGAGAGAAAGUGUAUGUGUGUAUGUGUGUGUACGUAUAUGUGUGUAUGUGUGUGUACGUAUAUGUGCGUACGUGUGCAAUAGUGACGGAAAAUUUAAUUCAUUGAAGUAUACUUCAAGAUAAUCGUGAAAAUUUCCCAGUCUCAUUAAAAUGAGAUUGUACAAAAAAUCACUUCCCACGAUUCAUAAAUUACAAAGUGCAUUGAGAGGUAAUAAUGUUGCUUAUAAUAAAUAUUUGUUAUUGAAGUAUACAGUUACACAAUACAAGUCAAAAGAUAGAAAAAAUAGCAUAGUAGUAGUUGAACGAGCGAAUGAUAUAUUUAAAUUAUGUUAUUUAUUUCUUAGUUACAUUUUAUAUGAGACGAAAUUCUUCAAUAACGUAGACAUCUCGGAAAAUGUAAAGGAAGUCUUGACAAUUACAACUGCUCUUUGAAAGAAAUGCAUUCACAAUCGACAAACAAUCAAACAGUGUUUGUAUGAGAAUCCUAAUAAAUGAAAGUAAAUAAUGUAAGUUGCGCGAUUGUUAAUAUCUAGAAUCUAGAAUAAAAAGCGUGUAAUUCUCAAGUCUUCAAGAAUUAUUCGUCUUAUCCUUCCUCCUCAGUUUUGGUUUUUAUAAAUUUAUGAGAAUGCACACAUUAAUAAUUGCAAUUGAGGUAAUGCAGGAAAGUACCAUCUAUAAUCAAAAUAAAUACACAUUUAUACUAUCCGUUUUUGUAUUUAUAGUGAAAGAAUUAUGUAUGAAAUAUUAUGGAUUACACAUAACAUAUAAGCACUUUUAAGUGUUCAAUCUCUUCCGGAAAUUAAAAAUAAAUUUAUAAAGAUGUAAAGUUAGCAUGUAAUACUGUAUACUGUUAAUUAUUCAAUAUCAAAUAAGUAAAUCUUAUUUUUAUACGUUGUUUUGUUGAUAUAUGAUAUUCGAAGAUUAUUAUAUGUCGUCGAUUUUUCAUUAAACGCGGUAUUUCGUGAAAAUUAUCACUUUUCAAGAGAGUCGAUAAAUAUGACUAGAAUUAUUACGAAAUGCCGCGUUUUAUGAUAAAAGUAGACAUAUACUGUUGCUAAAACGCUUCAUCUGUUUUGAGGAAGGAAUUAUUUCCUUAUUUGCAUGUUUUAUUAAAAAAGAAAAAGGAAAUGUACAAGAGUUGCAAUAAUAGUUCCAUAUUAAAGUGAUAAUUUGCUAUCGGGAAAAUGUUCAUUGAAAAACAUGAUUAGAUUUUCUUCUAACCACUACAAAUAAAUUCAGAUAUAUA